ACAAAGUUGAGCAGCAAAAAUGACAACAAUCAGCGAAUAGUUCGCAUGGACAACAUGAACACUGUUCCGUUCCGAUCGCAAUUCAAUUGGAAUGUACUGGACGGAGAUGAGGCUCGUCAGAUAUCGUACAGCAUUCAUACAAUAGGUGAUAUUGAUAAAUGUAUUUCCCAGGACCAGUUACUAAAUCCGGAAGCAUGUCUGGUGCUGCAGGCUCACGACGAGCAUAGUUUCUGCGAACAAGCGCUUAGUGUCUCUCCAGUCUACCAGAUUUCGAAACUAGCACUCAUUGCAGAAUGCUGUAAAAUCGAAUCAUACGUGGGACAAGCCCAGGAAUACAGUCAGACUCAUCACGGAGAACUUUUUUAUGAUUCGGAUUCUCAGCUUUAUCUGUUCGAUAUUCGGCUUGAGAAUUGUAGCAUAUCAAACAUAUUAUUGCGAUUCGUACUACCACCUGACAAAGUACUGUGUCUAUAUGGUAUGCAUAUAGUAUUGGCGAAACGAUCUAGCCCAAUGAGUAUAUUCGAUAACCAGAACACAAUUAGGCGCGCCAUGAUCGAAUGUCGUUUAGAUGAUUCCAAGCUGUCCGAGAGCGCGGCCAAAUGCAAGGCAUUCAUGUUGGCUUCGAUGGAUCGAUAUGGCACCCAAACAAAUGCUCAACAAAAACAGCACAUGUUCAAUAACAAUAAUACAACCCCAAAUCCCAGCAGCACCAGUAGUAGCGGCGUAAUAAACGAUUUGUCGAGUCAGUCGUCGCACAUUGGGGAUCACCAAGCUGGUGCAGAGUGUAUAGAUAACUCGGAAACAUCAUCCGAGCCGCCCUUUCUCCGACCGUCGUCAUCCCUUAGUGAAAUGUUAGUGAAACAAUAUAUUGAUAGCAAAUUUUUAGAUUUCGAACGAAUGAUUGACUCCAAAUUGCGAGCAAUGGAGCUUCGACAGAAUGAGAAGCUUGAUAAGAUAAUAUCAGUAAUAGAAUCAAUUAAUAGAAAAUAAAAAGGCGUUUUCAAUGAUGGCAAUUUAGUUUAGCUUUAUUACGAAAUGACCUGUUUACAUUACGAUAUUCGUUUAGAACUAACAAAAAAAUAAAACAUAACCGAUAUCACUCGCCGAAACUUUUAUGAACAAACAUAUUUCCGAUAUCUUCCUACGUAGAAUAUCUUACAAUGAUUAACCUUCCAGUGCAUUAUGGAUCCAGAUAGGAAUUGUUGAAACGAUAUCAUGUUUGAUACUUUAACACGAUAACCGAGAUAUGAUAAUCAUGAAUAUAUCAUGAGUGGAUUCUAAUCACGAACGGUGGAAACUUCACGUUUGUUGGUGAAGAUGGCGGUAACAAUAUCAUUGCAACAUGGAAUGCUCAGUUGUCGGCAUUGGGUCUGCAAGAAAUAGACAAAAAAAAAAUUAUGAAUACAUUGAGAAGCUGAAAUAGUGGAGAGUAUAGUAGUGUUCCAUGAAACUAAUAAAUGUCAGAAAUAAAUUAUUACAGUAUUAAUCAGAUGCACGUCUAGAAUCUCCUCUCUACAUGUUGUGGACCAUGUCGUUGGGAAAGCUGAAAACAAAGUACAUCAAUAAAGUUGUUGCUACUUCAGGCAGGCUGAACUCUUUGUACUCUAAAAUCCGCCGCUGUUGGUCGGAAUGUCAGCAUCAUAAGUUAGCAAAAGCAAUUCAACCCCAUGAUGAACAUGCCUUCGAAAAUUCCAGACGUGAAAAUUACCAGGGCCUACGUUAAAAUCACGUUUAACGGGAGUAAAAUAAGCAUCAUUACAAUGAAAAAUUGUAAGGGGUUGUAUCUCGGGCGCGACCCCAUUUUCGACGUAGAACUACGGAAUUAUA
Messenger RNA from Toxorhynchites rutilus septentrionalis, 1827 nucleotides. RefSeq lists its product as uncharacterized. The record is from RefSeq and is a predicted model, not a curated record. The coding region runs from base 46 to 990 and encodes 314 amino acids. The transcript has 2 exons. Lineage: Eukaryota; Metazoa; Arthropoda; Insecta; Diptera; Culicidae.